AUGCUAGUAAUUGUGUUGGCGACAGCAAGUUGCAAUCUUAUUUCUUCCACAAAAGAUGAACUACCACCUUUUAGACAUCCCACUGUCGAUCCUGUAGGCUUACCAGAUGAUUUACCAGACGAUCCUAACUUGCAAAUUAUCCACGGAGAUGAAGUAAAGCCCCAUUCUAUUCCAUACCAAAUAUACCUUAUUGGUAGAAGUUCAUUUCAGUCUUGGUCUUGUGGAGGCUCUAUAAUUUCACCAAAAACUGUUAUUACUGCAGCUCACUGUGUGGAUGGUGCAACUUCCAUACAAAUCACUCUUGGUGCUCAUAAUCUGAAACAGGUGAGUCCUGGUCAAAUCACAGUAAACGCAGCUAGUUGGAAAAAACACGAAAAAUAUGAUCGUUCUACCAUUGAUAACGAUAUCGCUGUUGUGAUUCUGCCAAAUGAAAUUCCCGUAUCUCCCACUAUUAACUAUUCAAAACUACCAUCCAAGACGGACGUCCAAAAGGACUUUGUAGGUGACAAUGCUCGAGUAAGUGGUUGGGGUGUAACCACUAGUGGUGGUGGAAGUGUUUCUGACGUUCUUCGUCAAGUUAACAACACCAUAAUAAGUAACUUCGCGUGUAAUGAAGUCUUUGGAAUUGUUAAAAAUGAAGAAAUUUGCCUUUCUGGAGCUGAAGGAAAAACGGCUUGCAACGGAGACUCCGGAGGUCCAUUGGUUAUUGGAGACAUUCAAGUAGGAGUAGUUUCAUAUGGAGUGCGAUGGUGUAUUUCUGGAUACCCUUCUGUGUAUUGCAGAACAACCAAGUUUCUUGAUUGGAUUGAAGACAAUUCAGACUGGAGAGGUGAUUAG
Molecule: messenger RNA, 837 nt
Organism: Diabrotica balteata
Lineage: Eukaryota; Metazoa; Arthropoda; Insecta; Coleoptera; Chrysomelidae
Source: the annotation of a GenBank genome assembly